AUGUUAAAAGUAUUAAUCCCCACGAUUAUGUUAUUCCCAAUAAUCUGAUCAUCAUCACCUAAAUGACUAUGACCCACAGCUACUACUCAAAGCCUAUUAAUUGCACUUAUUAGCCUUACCUGAUUAAAAUGACCAUCAGAAACUGGAUGAUCAGCCUCCAACAUGUACUUAGCCACAGACCCCUUAUCCACCCCCCUCCUAGUCCUAACAUGCUGACUUCUUCCUUUAAUAAUCUUGGCCAGCCAAAACCACUUACACCCAGAACCAAUUAACCGACAACGCCUAUAUAUUAGCCUUUUAAUCUCUCUACAAACUUUCCUAAUUAUAGCAUUUGGAGCCACAGAAAUUAUUAUAUUCUAUAUUAUAUUUGAAGCCACCCUCGUCCCCACGCUCAUUAUUAUUACCCGGUGGGGUAACCAAACUGAACGCCUGAAUGCCGGAACCUAUUUCUUAUUUUAUACUCUAGCAGGCUCAUUACCACUUCUAAUUGCUCUCCUCCUGCUUCAACAAUCAACAGGAACACUAUCAAUACUAAUUUUACAAUACUCUCAACCACUAACACUUAACUCCUGAGGUCAUAACAUCUGAUGAGCCGGAUGCUUAAUUGCAUUUCUAGUAAAAAUACCGCUCUAUGGAGUCCAUCUUUGACUACCCAAAGCCCACGUUGAAGCCCCAGUAGCAGGGUCUAUAGUUCUGGCCGCAGUACUGCUAAAGCUUGGGGGCUACGGAAUAAUACGAAUAAUAAUUAUGUUAGACCCACUAUCAAAAGAACUCGCUUACCCCUUUAUUAUCUUAGCCCUAUGGGGCAUUCUCAUAACUGGUUCAAUUUGCUUACGACAAACAGACCUAAAAUCCCUAAUCGCAUACUCAUCAGUAAGCCAUAUAGGCCUAGUAGCAGGAGGAAUUCUAGUUCAAACCCCUUGAGGAUUCACAGGUGCAAUCAUUUUAAUAAUUGCCCACGGACUAGUAUCAUCAGCAUUAUUUUGUCUAGCCAAUACCACCUAUGAACGAACCCACAGCCGAGCUAUAAUAUUAGCCCGAGGCAUACAAAUAAUUCUCCCACUGACUGCAGUCUGAUGAUUUAUUGCUAACUUAGCAAACCUAGCACUACCACCCCUCCCAAACCUAAUAGGUGAAAUCAUAAUUAUUACCACCUUAUUCAACUGAUCCCCAUGAACCAUUAUGCUUUCAGGACUAGGAACACUAAUUACAGCAGCUUACUCCCUAUACCUAUUCUUAAUAACUCAACGGGGACCAACACCAAACCACAUUAAAGGGCUUUCACCAUUUCACACCCGAGAACAUCUACUAAUAGCUCUUCACCUUAUCCCUGUUAUCCUGCUAGUGACAAAACCAGAACUCAUCUGAGGCUGAUGCUACUA
This is a messenger RNA of Triplophysa rosa, 1382 nucleotides long. Lineage: Eukaryota; Metazoa; Chordata; Actinopteri; Cypriniformes; Nemacheilidae. The record is from the annotation of a RefSeq genome assembly.